AUGGAAGGUGGGUCUCACCUAGGUUGGGCUCGAAGCCUCGAAGCUGUUCUAUCGGAUAGAUCAGCUCUUGAUGCAUUUCAAGAAUGGUUGAUGGAGUAUUCAUCUCCUCAAUAUCUUGAUUUGUAUUUUGCAAUUCGAGCCUAUGAGAGGAUGGCUUUGGAGGGAAAACCAGAGAAAAGUCAACUGUCGAAGUCGAUCUACUCAAAGUUCUUAUCUUCAAGAACGGGAAACUGCGAGGCUAUUCCGAAAAUUUAUAGAGCACCGAUCGGUGAGAAAAUUCGUCAUGGGAUCGAGCUAGAAGAUCGAGUAUUCAGUCACUGUUCCUCUUUUGUGCUGGAAUUUUUGAGAAGACAACACGAAGAGUUCGUUAGAUCUGAUGAAUUCAUUGAAGCUCUAAAUAGGAUGUCAUCCAAUGCUGAGCAUCAACCCGCCCACCACUUACAAUCCACCUCAACAUCCUCUCAUCAGAAUACUAUCGACCGAAGAAAGUCAUCUCAACCAACGUCUUCUGGAACUUCUUCCAGAAGAAGUGCAGCUCAAACUGCAACUCAGUUAACGGCUGAAGCUCUUCUGAAAUCGAAACACGAUAGGCAUAGCAAGUUAGGAGAGACAAAACUUGAAAAGAUGUACCCGCCAACUCGUCAACCAUACGUUUGCAACGCAACAACUUCCCAUAAUGACUCAGCUGUCAGCUCCUCGUUUUCAGGAGAAACGCCAAGUUCACACAGAAUGCAUAGUAAUCGACUUCGUCACAUCCGAGAGGAGCAAGCUCGUGAGAACACCGGUACGGUUACAGUACCCCGUGUUGAGAAAUCCACUUCUGAUACUCAACAAUUCGAUCAUUCUUCUGAGUCAGGAAGAAUAUAUUUCGGAAUGGAAGUAACUAAAAAACUGCUUCGCCAUAUGGACAAAGUCAAGUUGAACGAUGAAAUGGAGAAGAGGAUUGACGAUAUUGAAGAGUGUCGGUAUACGACAAUCGACAUGGUCAACGGCACAGAAGCCGAUGCAGAUUUGGGUAAAAUUGAUGAAGAUGAAGAGUUGGAUGAUUAUUUGAAGAUGAAAAUGACUGAUGAUUCACAAAAAGGCUCACAGAAUAGGUCACCCAAAGGAGCGAAUGGGGACAAAAAUGGGGGAAAAGGAGAAACAUCGAAAAAUGCUACCCUUUCCCCAGCCCCACCAGUUGCUCAACAACGGGAAUCUCCACGUGGAUCUUUUCCACAUCAUCUUCAACAACACUCGAUUCAUAAUAAUACAAUGAGAAUUCCUAGAAGGACUUCCAAGGAGUAUCCUCUUGAUGUUGCAAUGACAACAUCAACAUCUUCAAGACAUUCUCAUCAAAAUCAGCAUUAUCCACGUCAUCAUCAAAUCGACAGUAACCGGAUAAUGAGCCAAUCAAUGUGUGGAGCUCCUGGACCAUCAUACUCUUCUGCUUCUUCCACUUUUAGCCGGGAUUCUUUCGCCCCAUCACCAAUGACAAGAGGCGUGCAAGGUGCACCAGGCAGCAGCAAAUCAAGUCAAAUGUAUGAUUCAUCUGGAAUUGGAUCAAUGGCUCCAUCUGCAUUUUCUGCCACGUCCUCACUGGAUUAUAAAGAGAAGAGACACCGAAAAUCGUUGCCAAAUCAUCAUACAUUGAUGAGUACAAGUCUGACUUCUCCACGGAAACAUCAUAAAAUUGGAAAGAAUUUGUCGAAUCUCAUAACGAUCAGUUAUAUUGGUUCCGACAAAAUCCCAGUUGUCACUCACGUUCCAAAUGAUGGACCAAUGACUUUGGCUGAAUUCAAACGUCAUUUCGCUCUGCCAUCUGGUGGACAACAAUUAUUUUUCAAAACCGAAUGCGAAGAUGGAACCGCCCCUUUCCAAUUGUUACUCAUUCGAGAAGAGCACACACUUCUUCCCGUAUUUGAGGGUCGAAUUGCUGCGGAGCUCCGAUAA
Caenorhabditis remanei is the source of this 1932-nucleotide messenger RNA. RefSeq lists its product as uncharacterized. NCBI's taxonomy places the organism in Eukaryota, Metazoa, Nematoda, Chromadorea, Rhabditida, Rhabditidae. Bases 1 to 1932 code for a protein of 643 amino acids. The record is from RefSeq and is a predicted model, not a curated record. The transcript has 11 exons. Gene Ontology annotation, biological process: negative regulation of canonical Wnt signaling pathway.